This is a messenger RNA of Aphanomyces astaci, 894 nucleotides long. RefSeq lists its product as hypothetical. Lineage: Eukaryota; Oomycota; Saprolegniomycetes; Saprolegniales; Verrucalvaceae. The record is from RefSeq and is a predicted model, not a curated record. Gene Ontology annotation, molecular function: nucleic acid binding. The transcript is spliced from 3 exons. Bases 1 to 894 code for a protein of 297 amino acids.
AUGCCUCCUCGUUCACCACGGCGAACCGGUGAUGCUUCUGUCGCCGUCCGGGACCUCGCGGACGUGCGCAAGCACUUGAGCUUCGCCCAUCGCCGCACGGCCUACGAAACGCUGCUUAGCGUCGCCGUUGAUGAUGUGCUGCCGCGUGGGGCUCUCACCGAGCUUGCACAGAUGUUUAGCUGCCAUCCGCGAACGAUAUCACGUCUGUGGACGCAAGUGCGUCUCUCGCUCCGCGGCGGCCACUGUGCCGCCGAUGUCGCCUCAAAAACUAAGGGGAACUCUGGACGCCAUGCGCUCCGAACAAGCGACGAAAUUGAAGCUGCCAUCCGAAACGUUCUACAAAUGCAACGGCAGACCUUACGCUCUCUGUCGGCCGCGUAUGGAAUCCCCAUGACGACAAUCUUUAGCCACAUGAAGAAGAAUCCUCGCUUCAAGGCGCGGUCAAACUACGUCAAGCCCCAUCUCACCCCUGCGAACAUCGAAGAACGACUCAAGUUUGCCAUGUCCUUCGUUCGGCCUUUGCCAAGUGGACGCCAUCUUUUCAACGACAUGCACGACUAUGUGCAUGUUGACGAAAAGUGGUUCUACUUGAUGAAGGUUAAACGUAGGUACUAUAUGUACAACGACGAAGAGGUCGCGGCUCGGGCGGUCAAGUCCAAGCGCUUUAUCACCAAGGUGAUGUUCCUUGCCGCUGUGGCCAGGCCGCGAUAUGACCCACACGGCAAAAAGGAAUGGGACGGCAACGGUGGUGUUUGGCCCUUCGUUCAAGUGGCGCCAGCGCAGCGUGGAAGCAAGAACAGGCCGAAGGGCGCCAUGUUAUCCGACCCAUUAUUGACCACGAGCGUGGGCUGCAUGACUGUCGUGGCCAUCCCAGUUUCAUCAAAAGUUUCCUAG